GCAUUUCCCAAAUCGGGGGUCAAGUGUGAGACCCCGAAGUCUCGACGAAGACCUUACUGUGUCUUCCAUCAGGAUGUUAAUGUCCUGACCUCGAGUACACGUCCGAGGAAGACGAUCCCACCUACAGGCUUUGAGGAGUUCCUUGAAGGAGGCUGCGGCAGUGUUGAUACAAUAAACAAAACAACAGAAGGUAGAGAAACACGUCAACAGUCCCUCCCGUGACGACACAAGAUGCUGCACCGGGCGUUAGCAAUGACGUGCCUCGCCUUUCUGGCCUCGACGACCACAGCAGACGCGACGAUGGACGUGAGCUACGAGGUGAAGGAGGACCUGCUGGACUUGGACAUAGCUCUGGGGCUGGACACGGGCGUGGGCGUGAGGUGUGUGGAGGGGUUACCGCGCGGGGAGGACGGCCUGGAUUACUGUCGACCCCUCUCACCCCAGGACAGACUCCGCAUGAACAAGACCGCCACCAAUUUGUUGGUGUUGACGGUGAAGCGGCCUGGCAGUGAUGGCUUCAAGCGCUUCCUCAGAUCCACCAAAGUCUACGGAUACAAAGUUAAGGUCCUGGGAGAAGACCAGAAGGAGGUAGUGGAUGAGAAGACACACCUCCAGCUGCUGAGGGACACAUUUGACUCCCUUAGCCAAGAUGAGGACAGGGUCGUAUUGUAUACUGAGAGCGAGGAUGCCUUGUUUUCGGGUGGACCAGUUCGAGUGAUUGAGGAGUUCGAAGCUUCGGAUGCUGACGUUCUGAUCUCCGCCGAUGGGUUCUGUUGGCCAGAUAGAACCAUGGAGCCUAACUUCCCGAAGGUGGACCGAGGCAAGAGGUUCCUUAAUUCUGGCGGUUUUGUGGGUCGUGUGGGAACCAUUCACAAGCUUCUGUCACAGUCCUCAGAGGAGGCAUCACUACAGCUGCUGCUCACACUUGCCUACGUAAAGGACGCCACCAGGAACAAGUACAACCUCAAGCUGGACCACCUCUCUACCCUCUUCCAGAACCUGAAUGGUGCCACAGGUGACGUGGAGCUGCGGUUUGCAGGGAAGGAAGCCUACCUACAGAACACUCUGUACAACACUGUGCCUGUAGUGAUUCGGGGUAAUGGUCACACCAACCUCGUUCUCCACACUCUGGGGUCCUACCUGGCUCGUUCCUGGAAUCCUGAGGAUGGGUGCAGGUCCUGCUGGGACGACAUGCUCUCAUUAGAGGACAAGAAGGAGGAGGAACUGCCCAAGGUGACCUUGGCUGUGUUUGUUGAGAAAGCCACACCUUUCAUGGAGGAGUUCCUCGAUAAGAUCAACAGCUUGUUAUACCCCACCUCCAGGAUAGAUCUCUUUGUCCACAAUGUAGAAGAAUACCAUGAAGAGAUGAUCAAUGGCUGGAUAGAGGUAGUCGGGGAGGAGUUUGCCUCGGUCAAGUACAUCAAGCGGGAGGAGAAAGUGAAGGAAUGGCACGCCCGAAACACCGCCGUCGACUACUGUAUAGAGAGAGGCUGUGCUUACCUCUUAAUGGUCGACUCUGAGGCUCACCUGGACAAUCCCUUCAUAGUUAAACUCCUCAUUGAACAGAACAGGGAGGUAGUGGCACCUAUGAUGAUUCGACCCUAUAAGGCUUGGAGUAACUUCUGGGGCGCCAUCACUAACGACGGCUUCUACGCUCGGUCUAUGGACUACAUGGAGAUUGUCCAGAGUCAGAGAAGAGGGUUGUGGAAUGUGCCAUUCAUCAGUGGCUGCUACCUGCUGCGACGCUCACUGUUGGAUGACCCAGAUAAGAGACCUUCCUUCAUCAAGAACCUCCUUGACCCUGACAUGGCCCUCUGUGAGAACCUCAGAGAGAAGGGUGUCUUCAUGCACGUCAGUAAUCGUGUGGACUUCGGUCAUCUGGUCAACGCUGACAAGUUCGACACCUCCCAUAUGAAUAAUGAACUGUGGCAGGUUAUUGAGAAUCGUUGGGACUGGGAACACCGCUACCUCCACCCCAACUACUCUCAUGCCGUGGCUGAGAACACCACUGUGGAGAUGCCCUGCCCUGAUGUAUACUGGUUCCCACUCUUCAAGGAACGCUUUGCCAAGGAGAUGAUUGAAACCUUUGAAAACUUUGGGGUCUGGUCUGACGGCACAAAUAAUGACCCACGGCUUGAGGGCGGGUAUGAAUCGGUACCCACCAUAGAUAUCCACAUGAAGCAGGUGGGUAUGGAGCAGGAGUGGCUGGACAUCCUGCGGGUAUACAUACAGCCUAUACAGCUCAAGGUCUUCGAGGGUUACAACAACGACGCAGGACCCCCGCGAGCACUCAUGAACUUUAUGGUGCGCUACAAGCCUGAUGAACAGCCUCUCCUCAAACCUCACCACGACACCUCCACCUACACCAUCAACGUUGCACUCAACAAACCCGGAGUUGACUAUGAGGGUGGCGGCUGUCGAUUUGUGAGGUACGACUGCUCUGUCACGGAUUCUCGGGUGGGCUGGGUGUUGAUGCACCCUGGACGACUCACUCAUCUACACGAGGGCCUCAGAACUACAGCAGGAACAAGAUAUAUCAUCGUUUCAUUUGUUGAUCCUUAAACGUUCUGUAGUUUAUACACUUGUUCAAAGACAAGUUCAGCACAAACAUUACUUUAGCAGAUGAAUAGUAAAUAUAUUUAUAAGGUUAUAUUUAUUGCAUCUGUUUUCUCUUGCUCUUAUUGCUAUAAACAGUAGACUCUACCAUCUGCAGAGGCUGGGGGAAGAGGCCUCACAUACUGGUUAUUUUAGACAGUUAACGCUGUGAUGUGGUUGACGAGAAACACAAAUAAAGUGACAUUUAAUAUAUUUAAUAAUAUUGUACUAUAAUACCCGAAUAAUAUUGUACUAUAAUACCCAUCCUCCUCCAAAAGUAACCACGCCAUACAGAUGCCGUGGCAACACAAAAAAAAGUUAACCAACCAAACAAAAACUUACGAUCUUCCUCAUUCCUAAACUUCAAGAAAUUCUUAUUUUAUCUACCAGCAUUAGGUCACCCACAAGCGCUCUUUAGUAACUGACAUCCUUAGUCCUACAUUCUUUUUGACCGUAAUCUGGUACAUGGUAACAAUUCACAUCAGUGUGAGAAUCUUAAGUGGUCCUUUCGUUGGUGCAGAGUCCGGAGGUAAUAUUGUACAGUACUACACUUGUUCCCGCCCUCCUUCACAUACUUCUCUCCUGUUUAAUAAGCAACAUGUUUUCUUUCCUUUACUUUCAUCCUCAAUAACGAAAACACCACCACCGAUCAUUUGGAAACCAUGGUACUCACUUGACUGUAUAAAUGAUAGUAGUUGGUACAACACUUGUAUUGUACAGUAAUUUAAUAUUUGCAAGUUCGAAUCUCAGUCAGAGAGGACUAGUUUCCCUCAUACACUCACCAAUAAGUAAUGUACGCUAUCAGGCUCUCUAUGAUCUCAAAAGAACACUUAGGUGGACUAGCAUCUACCAAGAGAUUACUCAACUCCCUAGUUAUUGAAAGCAGAGCCAGGUCAGUACUGUGAAGGUAUCUGCCUGGCCACUGCACCACAAGAGAGGGAUUUAUAGAGUAUGAAUGUUGUAAAAUAUGGUUAUUAAAUCUCCAGUAUAGAAUCCUACUGUUGGCUGGACAUGCACUACUGUACUUGCCAUACGAGACACUGAAGGUGAAAUGUCUUGACCUUAACCAACAAACUAUUUUAUCUCCACUUAAGAAGUUGGACCAACACUUCUAAUCUUUAAAUGGCCAAAACAAUUUAUCUUUAUCAACUUUUAGUAUUUAAUAUUGAUUAAUACAGAUAGUAGUCACCCUGGGACGGUGGACAGUACUGGGUUGACCAAAAUACACGACUCGUAUAUAGCACAGUACAAUAUGCCCUAAGUUAUAGAGCAGAUAGUAGAGUUUAUUGGGAUUUCUUGGUAAAUUUUAUUUUUUUAUAUAUGCCAAACAAUAAACAAUUCUAAUAUUUUAAUCUUUGGCACAACAGAGGUUAUCAAUUUUAUAUUGUUCCUUAUUUUAUGUGAUAAAAUAUUUAUAAUAAAACUUAAAAUAUUUAA
This is a messenger RNA of Homarus americanus (American lobster), 4032 nucleotides long. It is a transcript of the gene Plod, whose product is annotated as procollagen-lysine,2-oxoglutarate 5-dioxygenase 1-like. The coding region runs from base 232 to 2562 and encodes 776 amino acids. The transcript is spliced from 16 exons. Gene Ontology annotation, molecular function: iron ion binding; L-ascorbic acid binding; procollagen-lysine 5-dioxygenase activity. NCBI's taxonomy places the organism in Eukaryota, Metazoa, Arthropoda, Malacostraca, Decapoda, Nephropidae. Gene Ontology annotation, biological process: peptidyl-lysine hydroxylation. Gene Ontology annotation, cellular component: endoplasmic reticulum. The record is from RefSeq and is a predicted model, not a curated record.